This is a messenger RNA of Aspergillus heteromorphus CBS 117.55, 1181 nucleotides long. RefSeq names its product acyl-CoA thioesterase. Lineage: Eukaryota; Fungi; Ascomycota; Eurotiomycetes; Eurotiales; Aspergillaceae. The coding region runs from base 228 to 1181 and encodes 317 amino acids. Gene Ontology annotation, biological process: acyl-CoA metabolic process; fatty acid catabolic process. The record is from RefSeq and is a predicted model, not a curated record. The transcript is spliced from 3 exons. Gene Ontology annotation, cellular component: peroxisomal matrix. Gene Ontology annotation, molecular function: fatty acyl-CoA hydrolase activity.
GUCCUUUUAUAGGGGAUGCGAGGGUCCGUGUUUAAUUUCGACUAGACACCUAUAUCGGCUCAGCGGUGGAAGCAAUUUCACGGGUCUCCCAUCAGCGUUGUCUAUGACCUCUCCGCGGUCAUCACAUCGCCAUCACCAUCAUUACUACCACCGCCACCAUCGCUAUCAACAUCUACAUCAAUAUCCACACCCACCAACCAACCAACAUCACAACCUAAUCUCCCACCAUGCCAGACCGCUACAUCGAAAGCCCCUCCUCCUUCGCGGAACUGAUGUCCCUCCGCCGCCUCCCCAACCCACUCAACAACCCAGGCCCCGAACAAACCUCCCACUUCGAAUCGCUCGCCCCGCCCUAUCCCCCCGGCGAAGGCACCCGGGCAUUCGGCGGACACGUCUACGCGCAAUCCGCCUACGCAGCCUCACAAACCGUCGACAAGGGCUUCGUGAUCCAUAACACAACCGGAACAUUCAUCCUCGGCGCCCUCCCAGACACGCCCUACACAUACAGCGUGCGGCACCUCCGGGACGGAAAAAUGUACUGCACGCGGGCGGUCGACGCGCGACAAUCCAACACGAUCAUCUUCAGCAGCCUGGUCUCGUUCAAGCGGGACGAGAACCAGAGUCCGUUCUCGCAUCAGCCUCGGCCCGUGCAGCAGCGGUAUGCGGAGAUUCUGGGGGGGACGAGGCCGGAGGACUGGCCGGUGAGUCCGAGUGUGGAUGCCGAUUGGUGGGUCGAGAUGGGGGUCGAGGGGAGGGAGUUUCCGGGGGUUGAUGUGCGGAAGGUGGGGAUGGGGGGAGAGAGGGAGGAGGAUGGCGAGUUCGAUAAUCUGUAUGCGUGCGCGCAUAUGUAUGCCUGUGAUCGGAACUCGCUGUUGUUGAUUCCGCGGGCGUUGGGGGAGAGGCAUUGGACGUCGAUGGCGAGUUUGACUCUGACGGUGGUGUUUCAUUGCCUGGGGGAGGCGUUGAGGAUGGUGGAUUGGGAUGGGGAUGGGGAUGGGGAUGAUAAGGAGGGACAAGGGCUGAAAAAGAAAUGGUUCGUGCAGGAGGGAUGGACGCCCAGGUCGGCGGAGAACCGGGCCGUUCAUGAGAGUUGGCUGUGGACGCCUGGUGGGGAGUUGUUGGCGACGAGUUAUCAGGAUAGUCAGUUGCGGUUGACGAGGGGGACGGGGGAGAAGCUAUAG